GGUGAUGAUACGACAUUCCGGUGCUCGCAGUUCAUCGUCGGAGUGAGAUGAGUUUAAUUUUGUUAUUUCUCAAUGUUGCGGUUGGAUUAUCAUAUGGAUUACAAAUUGGCGAUGAAGACAGUAGUCCGGCAAUCGCUUGGUUCAACCAGAUGAAUCAGGAAUUGAAACAGCUGAACCAUGAGGCUGCCCAGUACGCCUGGGAUUCGAGCACUCGACCAACGCAGCCGGAAACGGUGGAGAAAAUAAUCCAUCUAUCGGUGCGGAAAGCCCACUGGGAGCGGUCGACCUGUAGCCGGGGGUUUCAACAUAGAGACUUCAAUGCCAGCUUUGAGCGAGCGCUGCAUCUGUUGUGUCGGUCGCCUCGGAAUACCGACGAGGAAAUCGGUGAAAUCGCUCAACUGCUGGGCUUCAUGCAAGGAAUCUAUACGGGAGCUCAGAUCUGUAUCGACGAAUCGUACGAUCCCUGUACCGGAAACGGUUUACUUUGGGACAGCACCUCGUUCCGGUACCCUAUUGCCGACAAUAGGAAAAUCGGUAAAAAUGCUUCACCGAAAUUCGCCAAAUCUAACAAAUGUUUGUACGGCGAACCAGAUUUGGAGGAGGUCAUGAAAACUGGAAUGAUACAGCAGCUAACCGAUGCAAAAACCUGCUCAACGAAUCAAGAAGCGAUUCUCAGCUGGGCGUGGCAGUCAUGGAGGUUGGCCGUUGGACCACCGAUCAAGGAAUCCUACCAGAUGUUAAUGAAUCUAAUGAAUUUGGGAGCCCAACGUGCUGGAUACAAAGAUAUUGGGGAAAUUUGGCGGGAAGAACUGGAUAUUCCGAACUUACGAGAGCUUGUGGACCGCCUUUGGAAGCAAGCUAAGCCACUCUACCAGAAACUGCAUGCCGUUGUCAGACAUUAUGUUCGAAAUCGAUUUCCUAGAAUGAAUCAGUUCGACGAGGGUGGUGUUAUUCCUGCCCAUUUGCUAGGGGAUAUGUGGAGCCAAAAUUGGGAAGUUUACUCCUCGAAUCUGGUACCACAUUCGGUUGACAUAGAGGCGAUGUUUCGGGCGGCCAACUGGACCGGAAAAGAGCUGGUCAAACGGGCUGAAGAUUUCUACUCCUCUAUGGGACUCCCGAUGAUGACGAAAUCGUUCUGGGAAAGGAGCGUAUUCGAGAGGAAUGAGAACGUGUCCAAAUGCCACGGAACGGCUGCCAAUAUGUACGAAGAGGGGGACUUCAGAAUGAUUGCAUGUGCAGGAAACCCGUUGAAUGACUUUUAUGUGGUUAUGCAUGAAAUGGGACAUAUCGAGUAUUACAUGUUAGCCUCUCAACAACCGACGAUUUUUCAGGGUGGUACCAAUACUGCUUUCCAUGAAAGUAUAGGGGACACGAUGCACUUGGCUGCAAUGAGCCCUUUACACCUUUGCAGAUUGGGUUUACUAAAUUCCUCCCUUCUGGCUCCAGAAAAAGAAGAAACUAUCAAUACGAUGGACUACGCGCUGCUAAUGAAAAUGGCGCUCAUCCGUAUUCCGGCACUUCCGUUUUCCUAUGUUAUGGAUCGCUACCGAUGGGAUCUUUUUGAAGGGUCGGUAGACUUCGAGCAGGACGCCAACAACUACUUCUGGAGCCUGCUGCAAAGGGAGCAAGGAGUACGAGCACCAUCUCGAAUCGAUCGUACCCAUCUGUUUGAUGCAGCCGCAAAGUAUCACUUCCCGGAUAAUACACCCUAUGUGCGAUACUUUCUAGCGAACUUGCUGAGCUUCCAGAUAUUGGAAGGACUCUGCAGGAAAUCGGUCUACGGAAAGCUGGACCAGGACGCUGAUUUACCGAUGCCCUUGCAUCGUUGCGAUCUUUACGGAUCCAAACGGGCGGGGAAACUUUUGAAAGCGGCCUUACAACCUGGAGCAUCACAACAUUGGACCGUGGUUUUAAGGACACUAACCGGUACCGAUCAGAUAUCAGCGGCGGCAAUGUUCAAAUAUUUUGAUCCGCUUAUGAAGCUGCUCGAUAGGAUUAUCGAGCGUUUCGAGAUUCCGGUUGGGUGGUAGAAUGUUGUCCUUCAUAAUUGUUUUCAUUGAUAAAAUAAUUAAAUAAAGACUAAAGUUGCUCUCUUUUGUGGAAAUAAGACAGUCAUAUCCAGUUGGUUCAAUAAAAAUAUGUAUGUAUGUGUUAGUUUAAG
This is a messenger RNA of Uranotaenia lowii, 2161 nucleotides long. RefSeq names its product angiotensin-converting enzyme-like. The transcript has 8 exons. Gene Ontology annotation, biological process: proteolysis. The record is from RefSeq and is a predicted model, not a curated record. Bases 48 to 2030 code for a protein of 660 amino acids. Gene Ontology annotation, cellular component: plasma membrane. Lineage: Eukaryota; Metazoa; Arthropoda; Insecta; Diptera; Culicidae. Gene Ontology annotation, molecular function: peptidyl-dipeptidase activity; metallopeptidase activity.